UUAUGCUAUGAACACAUUGAGUACAUUAAUUACUUAUUGUUACAUCGGCGAGUGUCUUAUUCAGGAAAGUUUGAGCCUGAGCAAUGCAAUUUAUCGUUACGAGUGGUAUAACGUGUCACCUAUGAACUUAAAAAUGGUUAAUAUUUGUUUGAUGCGAAUGAAAAGACCAGAACAACUUACUUCCGGUAAAUUUUUCGUCCUAUCAUUGGCCUCCUUUACCGACAUUAUCAAAACUACGAUGGGAUAUCUGUCAUUAGUACGAACAUUUAUGUGAAGAAUUUCUUUUAAUCCAUUUAUUAUUAAGUUAAAUUUUUAGGUUAUAGACAAC
This is a messenger RNA of Vespa mandarinia (Asian giant hornet), 328 nucleotides long. Its product is annotated as odorant receptor 4-like. Gene Ontology annotation, biological process: sensory perception of smell; detection of chemical stimulus involved in sensory perception of smell. Gene Ontology annotation, cellular component: plasma membrane. Lineage: Eukaryota; Metazoa; Arthropoda; Insecta; Hymenoptera; Vespidae. Gene Ontology annotation, molecular function: odorant binding; olfactory receptor activity. The record is from RefSeq and is a predicted model, not a curated record.